CCAAGUUGUCUUAUUAGCAUACUCGCUUAAAACACUACUGUUGACAUCAAGAAUCGUUACUUUAUAAUAGUUGAGCGACCAGUUGACUUGUGGAAAUGGCUGAUUUAGAAAAUUUAAGUGAACGGGACCGCGCUAUACUUAGAAGUAUAUUUGAUCCAACUGCGACAAUCGGCGAUCUAGCUGACGAUGGAGAUAAAUUCAUCGAAGAUGAAGAUACUACAGAGAAAGACGAAGACUCUAAAGCGUUAUGCCUUCGAGCCGUGAAUCUCGCUGAAGCUGAAAAAUUGGAUGAGGCGUUGGAUCUCCUUAACAAAGGCAUUGAGAUGGCGCCGGAACGUGCUUCUGGAUACAACGACAGAGCACAGGUGUUCAGACUGAUGAAGAGAGACGAUGACGCUAUGAAAGAUAUAGACCAUGUGCUACAAGUUACUGAAGGUAAGAAAACACGUGCACGCGCUCUUGCACUAUGCCAACGAGGAGUGUUACUGCGCAAGCGCGGUGCAGACGACGCCGCACGAGCCGCCUUCACGGAAGCAGCUAAGCUUGGGAGCGGUUUCGCUAAAAAACAGGUCGUCGAACUCAAUCCUUACGCUGCCCUUUGUAAUCAAAUGCUGAGUCAAGUUAUGAGAGGUGAAAAGGAAAUCAAAUUAUAAAUAAUACAAUUCUUAAAUUAAGAAAUACUUUUUCUUAUUUCGUAUAAUAAGAUCUAUUUUAGGGUACGGAAUAAAUAAAACACUUGGAAUCUAAUGGAUUAGAAAUGUAUAUUAUUGAGUACAAUCCACGAUCACAUUUGAGAAAACCACACAUUCCUUGGUCCAAUGGACCAGACCAGAGUUACGAACUCUCCAUACACAAUACCACGAAUCCCUCGAAAAUGUCAAUUUUACGUUAUUUUGAAAAUGGCAAAUGUAACUACGAUUUGAAAUUCUGUAACUACGCUAUUAAUAUUAAUAAUAGUAGGUAUAUGCAAUAAAAUAUCAAAAGAUUGUGUGAGGAAUUUUUUAUAAAACGUCAACUACAUUAUUAGAACUUUCCGCACAAAAUCCUUUAUACAGUAGUAUUAAAUUCAAAACUUGAUAAUAUUUAUAUUAAAACUAGUGAGAGGCGACAACGGUACACUAUAACGCGAAUACAAAAGUGCACUUCGUAGAGUUAAAGUUUUUUAAUAAAGUAGUAAAAAGGUUUCGCGAGCCAUAAUUAACAUAAUAAAUGAACACCGACUUCUCUGCUUCAUUUGUUUUUU
This is a messenger RNA of Nymphalis io (European peacock), 1243 nucleotides long. RefSeq names its product tetratricopeptide repeat protein 36 homolog. Gene Ontology annotation, biological process: cilium assembly. The transcript has 4 exons. The record is from RefSeq and is a predicted model, not a curated record. Bases 96 to 653 code for a protein of 185 amino acids. Gene Ontology annotation, molecular function: protein binding. Lineage: Eukaryota; Metazoa; Arthropoda; Insecta; Lepidoptera; Nymphalidae.